Messenger RNA from Stylonychia lemnae, 1239 nucleotides. NCBI's taxonomy places the organism in Eukaryota, Ciliophora, Spirotrichea, Sporadotrichida, Oxytrichidae. The record is from the annotation of a GenBank genome assembly.
AUGAACAGUAGCCAUUAAAACCAAAAUUCAUAUAAGAAUCCUUACUAGAAGACUUAACAUCUCGAUGUUAUUGCUCCAAAUGUUGUUAAUAUGAGAAAAAGAUAAGAGGAAAGUGAAAUGAGAAGGAAAAAGGAUUAGGAGGAUAGGUAAAUCGAUUAGAUUGAUCCAGAAUAAGAGAGUUUUAUGGACUUUUAGCUCGAGAAUUUCGUUCUCCAUUUUGUAAGCGGCAAGAUAUGUUAUGAGACUACAAAUGCUGUUGUAAUUGAUGUAGAUAGCUAAGCACUUAGGACAGAUUAAGAUGAGUAGUAGUAAUAAUUCCGUAAUAAGACUCUGCAAAAUCUGACUGAACUUUAAUGUGCAACAAUUAGAGCUCAGGACACAUCAAGCUAUAAGUUUGAAGUGAUCAUCAAUCCUCCGAAAUAUUGCUGUGAGUAAAAAUUGAAUUUAAUUUAACAGAAAAAGAAUAUCACUAAUAUUAAAAGCUAUAUCAAUGCUGCUAUCUAGGAAGGAAAUAAUCAAAAUUUUAAAGCUAUCUCCAUUCCAGCAACUUUAAAAAGCAUUCAGAAUUUGAAACCAAAGACUCAGAUAUUUGAGACAUUAUUUGAAACUCUUGAUGAAUAUGAUUUGAGUUAAGAAUCUGCAUCAGGAUCAUUAAAAAAGAUAAGAAUAGUGCUUGAAGACAGAUCUGAGAGGAAUCUUUUUGAGACAAUCAUUUCAAGGAUGUACAUUCAAAGAACUCCAUUUAGUUUGAUGAGUGAUAUUGAUAGGAAAAAAGUUAAAGAAGGCAUAAGCUUAACUGAGGAAUUUCCUUGCAAAUAAUGUAACUAAGUAUCAUUUUCUACGAAAGAGAAAUUAUUGAAUCAUUUAGGGUUAGAAUGCAUUAAACUAAGAUGCAAGUGCUGUGGUGAUUUGUUUGCAGAAGCUAUAUAUGAAUUUCAUUUCGAAGAUUGCAUCAAGCCAAAACUCCAAGAGUAUGACGAGACGACACAUGAUCCCCAAGACUUAUCGGGCGGAUAGUUUAAGUAACAGUAUAUCAAUAUCGAUGACUUCAAAACGAGCUAUUGGGAUUAAUUUGAACCUUCAUUCUGCUUUUCUUGCUCUUAGAAUUUAGGAUUCGAUCAGUUAUAUGUUAUCUUGCAUUGUAGCCAUUUAUUUCAUUAUGAAUGUGCUGAGAGAUUUUUAGCAAGAUCACCGAAUUGCCCUUAAUGCGGAUAUGACCAAAUAAGAAGAGCUAUUUGA